CGACGUCGCCAUGACCGCCGCCACACGGCUGUCCUCGACGCGCGUCACGGGAGGCGAGGCCAGCCCGCCCACUUGCCGACCUCGCCCCCUCGCUGUCUCUUCCGCGGAGACCUGGCCACUCUCUCCUUCCGUACCGCCGCGGAGAAGGAGGGUGUCCGCUGCUUUCGCCAGCCGAGCCGCGAAGGAAGCGUGGGUGAGGCGCCAUGGUGGCUCCCAGCAGCAGCAGCAGCAGCAGCAGCCGCCGGUCAGAUAACGGCUACGGCCCCAGCGGCCCGCAGCAGGCGGGCUCCCGCCGCCGGAAAGGCCCGGGUGCCCUGGCCACGGCCUACCUCGUGAUUUACAACGUGGUUAUGACAGCCGGGUGGCUUGUUAUAGCAGUUGGUUUAGUCAGAGCAUACCUUGCCAAAGGUAGCUAUCACAACCUUUAUUACUCAAUAGAAAAGCCUUUGAAGUUCUUCCAAACUGGAGCAUUGCUUGAGAUUGGGCACUGUGCAAUAGGAAUUGUUCCCUCUUCUGUUGUCCUGACUGCUUUCCAGGUGAUGUCAAGAGUUUUUCUCACAUGGGCCGUAACCCACAGUGUAAAAGAGGUACAAAGUGAAGAUAGUGUCCUCCUCUUUGUUGUUGCCUGGACAAUCACUGAGAUCAUUCGCUAUUCCUUUUAUACCUUCAGCUUGUUAAACCACCUCCCUUACCUCAUUAAAUGGGCCAGGUAUACUUUGUUCAUCAUACUGUAUCCAAUGGGAGUUUCAGGAGAAUUGCUCACAAUAUAUGCUGCUCUGCCCUUUGUCAGGAGAUCUGGUUUAUAUUCCAUUAGUUUGCCCAACAAAUACAAUUUCUCAUUUGACUACUAUACAUUCCUGAUCCUGACUAUGAUCUCUUAUAUUCCUAUCUUCCCACAGCUGUAUUUUCACAUGCUACAUCAGAGAAGAAAAAUACUUUCCUCUACUGGAGAACACAAGAAAUCUGAGUAACUCCAGUUUUUGUUCAAGGCUAUGCACAGACCUCCAAAAGAAAACAAGCAGUCUUGCAGGAGUUAAUAAUACAAAGUAUUAAAAUGAGAAGUAAAAAUAAAAGGUUUGGUGAAUUAAGGAUAACUUACAGCACUGAUAAUCUCUCCCCCUCCCCCCACCCCACAUUCAACAAAAUCAUCACCCUGUGAAACUACAUUUUCUGCAUGUCCAGCUAUGGUGACUCUCAGAUGUCUUUUUUUUUUUAUCAUUCUUUCAUUUUACUUUAAUUUAUUAGUUAAAACCUUCCAUUAUAACAUGCUUAUAUGGAUGGUAUGAGUGAUAAAAGUAAAUGCAGUUCUUGAAUUAGGAUUAUUUUAUUACUUUAAAAAGCUUGUUUGCAUGUCAGGUGUUUAUAUGCACUGCUGUAACAAUAUUAUCUGGAAUGCGUUAAUAGUUUGUUGAGAAAUGUCAUGGGCAGACUACUGAAGUCCCACAAAAGACUUUGCUGACUCUGGGUCUGAAUGAGGUGAUAUUCCUUGGAAUUCAGGGCACAAUCUACAGAGAUGCUUUACAGUGAUUUCAGCAUUAACUGGUUGCAUAGUCUGCACAAGUGAAUUUUAUUUUUUGCAGAGUGGGGGCCUUAAAACUGUGCAACAUUGCACAAGAGCGUGUUCUAAAGGUGCAACUUAAUCUUAUUACCUCAAACUUAGAUGCUCUAUUGCUGUUCUUGAAUGCUCUUCUUACUUGUUUUCCCUUAAGUAGAGGCCCAUUUUUAUUGAAAUCAACACAAAAUAACUAAUUUGUAACUGAUGUUAAUAAACACUUGGGGACUUUUUAUGGCUUUGAA
Molecule: messenger RNA, 1797 nt
Organism: Hemicordylus capensis (graceful crag lizard)
Lineage: Eukaryota; Metazoa; Chordata; Lepidosauria; Squamata; Cordylidae
Gene: HACD2
Product: 3-hydroxyacyl-CoA dehydratase 2
Exons: 7
Coding region: 204-971 (255 amino acids)
Biological process (GO): very long-chain fatty acid biosynthetic process; fatty acid elongation; sphingolipid biosynthetic process
Cellular component (GO): endoplasmic reticulum membrane
Molecular function (GO): 3-hydroxyacyl-CoA dehydratase activity
Source: RefSeq, a predicted model, not a curated record